Messenger RNA from Insectozyma verbasci, 1071 nucleotides. The record is from the annotation of a GenBank genome assembly. NCBI's taxonomy places the organism in Eukaryota, Fungi, Ascomycota, Pichiomycetes, Serinales, Debaryomycetaceae.
AUGACAAAUAAUCAACCAAUAAUAAUACAUGACAGUAACAGGGCUAGAGACUUUUCAGAUAUAGUACAAGGAGAAGAUUUAGAGUUUAGAAAUUCAAAUAAUGAAACUUUCCCCAUUAAUCAUAAAAUUGACCAUUUAGGUCGAAUAAAUCCGCCACCUAUAUUAUCCCACCUAUCUACAAAUCAAUUAAUAACAAUAGCAGGAGCAGCAUCUGGAUUUUUAGCAGGUGUUGUAGUGUGUCCCUUAGAUGUAGUGAAAACAAAAUUACAAGCCCAGGGGUUAAAAAAUGGUAAGUAUCGUGGAUUAGUACAUACUUUCACUAUGAUUUUAAAAGAAGAAGGUAUACGAGGAUUAUAUCGUGGUUUAAUACCAAUCACAAUUGGUUAUUUACCUACUUGGACAAUUUAUUUCACGGUUUAUGAAAGAUCAAAACGAUUUUAUCCAAACUUUCUAAAAUCAGAAUUUAAUAUAAUUAAUCCGUCAGUUAUACAUUUUUUUUCUGCAUUGACUGCUGGUAUGGCGAGUUCAAUUGCAGUUAAUCCUAUCUGGGUAGUUAAAACUAGAUUAAUGGUGCAGAAUAAGCAACAAAAACAUAAAUAUAGUGGAACAAUAGAUGCAUUUAAAAAAAUGUAUAAACAUGAAGGUAUUAAAGUGUUUUAUAGUGGGUUAGUACCUUCAUUAUUUGGUUUGUUACAUGUUGGUAUACAUUUCCCAGCUUAUGAAAAACUAAAGAAAUUAUUUCAUUGUAACAAUCAAAAUCAAAAUAAACAAGGAUUAUUAUGGAGAUUAAUUGGAGCUUCUUCAAUUUCUAAAAUGAUAGCAAGUACAAUCACUUAUCCUCAUGAGAUUCUAAGAACUAGAAUGCAAAUAAGAAAUGAGAAUAAUGUUAAAAAAUUAUCAUUUAUAAAUACAAUUAAAAAUGUGUAUUUUCAUGAUGGUCUCAAGGGGUUUUACGCUGGUUAUUUAACAAAUUUGGCAAGAACAGUACCUGCGAGUGCUGUCACAUUGGUUAGUUUUGAAUAUUUUAAGACAUAUCUAUUAGAAAUCAGUGGUAAGAUUAAAAGAAACUAG